CGCCGGCAUUGACGUGGUCCAAAACGUCGACGGAUAUCACGUUUCGGCUCUUUGUACUUAACUGUACGGAGCAAAGGUACGGUUGGGUAUUUGUCUGCGACUCAGGCUCGGCCUUGGACGCGUACCCGACUCAUGGAGAACCGCCGAAUUGUCGCCAGGCCGAAACGAUUCACAACAAGCCAUGGUGUCAUUGCUUCCGUGCGGGACAACAAAUUGAACAAAUUGAGGCAAGUUUGUUUUGCUGCUUUGCAUGACGGGUUCUUGACGAGCUGCAGCGUGCCCACGGAGGUGGGAUUGCGCUCAUUUUAUGAGAUUACACUGAGCAGGGUUCUGUUAUCGAAGACAUCGCAACUCGGCUUAGGGCUCUCCAAUCUUAGGCGCCCCGUACUUCAUGUCACCAUGGAGGCUCUAUAGCACGCGAAUCAAACCACACAGAAACGUGGUCAACCAUCUGGCUAAUGUCCGAGAGAUAGCCAAGAUGAGUCGAAUCCUUCCCCGGCCAACCAUGCCAACUUGGUUGGUCAACCCCACGGUCCACGGAAGGAUGACAAUGUGGCGGGAGCGGUAGCGGUAGCGGCAGCGGCAGCGGCAGGUACACAGACGCACACGAAAACAAUGACAGGUGAAGGCUUGAAGCCCCG
Colletotrichum acutatum is the source of this 641-nucleotide messenger RNA. RefSeq lists its product as uncharacterized. The transcript has 2 exons. The record is from RefSeq and is a predicted model, not a curated record. Bases 133 to 414 code for a protein of 93 amino acids. Lineage: Eukaryota; Fungi; Ascomycota; Sordariomycetes; Glomerellales; Glomerellaceae.